UCGUCGCUAUAAAUUAGUCUGUCGAGGAGAGAUAAGGUGAAGAAGAUCAUUCGCUAAUCCCUUGCAAUGGCCGAUUUUUUUUUUCAGAAACAUGAUGCUCGGUAUCAGUAUCUUUUCCGUUGAGUUAAAAAGAAGAUCGUCUUGGAUUUUCUUUCUUUUUGCCAUUGGGAUAUUAAUUAAAAGUGGUUAGUGAGAUGAGUAAAAGUUGGAAAAGUGAUAAAUCCAGCCAAAGAGAUCAAGAAGUGAAUCUUCUGAAUUAUAAGGGGCAUAGGCCAUCUGUAGCCAUUCGAAGGCAGAGACCAAGGGCUAUUCUGAAGUCGGGAGACUGCAAUGUCCUUCAGCACAAUCUCAGUCGGCAUCAGCUAAAAUUCCUUCAGGAUAUCUUUACCACUCUCGUGGAUCUUCAGUGGCGGUUAGUCCUGUUGAUCUUCGCUUUGAGUUUUCUGUUGUCCUGGUUAUUCUUUGCCUUCAUGUUCUGGCUGAUCGCACUGACUCAUGGGGAUCUUGAUGAACUACAUCUCCCGCCAAUGCAAGAAAUCAAUGGCUGGAAGCCCUGUGUCCUCAAUAUUUAUUCCUUCACUUCCUGCUUUCUCUUUUCUCUGGAAUCACAACAUACUAUUGGGUACGGUGUUAGGGCUACAACGGAAGAGUGUCCGGAAGCGGUUUUUGUCACGUGCAUGCAAGCAAUCUGUGGAGUUUUGGUUCAAGCUUUCAUGGCGGGCAUUGUUUUUGCCAAGCUCACUCGGCCAAAGAGUCGCUGCCAGACUCUUCUCUUCUCCAAGAAUGCUAUCAUUGGUCAGAGGGAUGGAGAACUACGUCUGAUGUUCAGGGUUGGGGAUAUGAGGGAAAAGAGCCACAUAAUCGGUGCCAAUAUUCGAGCCCAAUUGAUCCAGACAAAAGUAUCUCCAGAAGGGGAAAAAAUCAAUCAGUAUCACACGGAACUUGAACUAAAAAUGAAUGACUGUGACUCUAAUCUGUUCCUAAUUUGGCCAGUGGUUGUUAUGCAUAAGAUUACAAUUGAUUCACCGCUCUAUGGGCUCUCACCCUAUGACAUCAUGCAGGAUCAAUUUGAGAUUCUUGUCUUCCUUGAGGGUACAAUCGAAUCCACAGGACAGAGCACUCAAGCUCGAACCAGUUACUUAAAUACUGAAAUUCUCUGGGGAUAUCGAUUCCAAGAGAUUGUAAAUUUUAGUGCUGAGAGUCGCGUUUACGAAGUGGAUUAUUCAAAAUUUAACGAAGUCAUCCCCAUUGAGACCCCCUUUCCAUCUCCAACUUCCGAUCGACCAGAAGAAGUUUAUCAAUCCCCGUCGGAAAUCUAUCACACAAUUCAAGCAAUACCAAGCACCCCACACAUUACACCAAAUACUAUGAAUCUUCAGCUUAAUAAUCUCGAUCACUAUCACAUUUUCAACAAUCCCAACCGUUCCUUUAAAAUUUAUACCGACGCCGAAUCUGUGCAAUCUCAUCCCGGAGUCUGUCCAGUUUGAUGAACUACUUUACUCAAGCACCAGGCGUCUCCAUCGAUACAGCAGAGACACAUUGUGCUCCAACAACCGAUUCAGAUGAUCGGAAAAAAAAAACGUACACUGGAGGACAAAUUUAUCUGAACAAACUGAUUAUAGCAAAUAUUUUCGCAAAAUAUGAAAAUAAAAAAGAGCUAUAAUUUUUUUAUCAUAGAUAAGAAUAAUAAAAAAAAUAAACUAUACAAUUUGAGAUUUAA
Molecule: messenger RNA, 1720 nt
Organism: Phlebotomus papatasi
Lineage: Eukaryota; Metazoa; Arthropoda; Insecta; Diptera; Psychodidae
Product: G protein-activated inward rectifier potassium channel 3-like
Exons: 2
Coding region: 195-1487 (430 amino acids)
Biological process (GO): regulation of monoatomic ion transmembrane transport; potassium ion import across plasma membrane
Cellular component (GO): plasma membrane
Molecular function (GO): inward rectifier potassium channel activity
Source: RefSeq, a predicted model, not a curated record